This is a messenger RNA of Hypomesus transpacificus, 4724 nucleotides long. RefSeq names its product protein shortage in chiasmata 1 ortholog. Gene Ontology annotation, cellular component: condensed nuclear chromosome. The coding region runs from base 99 to 4568 and encodes 1489 amino acids. The record is from RefSeq and is a predicted model, not a curated record. The transcript is spliced from 28 exons. Lineage: Eukaryota; Metazoa; Chordata; Actinopteri; Osmeriformes; Osmeridae. Gene Ontology annotation, biological process: resolution of meiotic recombination intermediates. Gene Ontology annotation, molecular function: ATP hydrolysis activity; single-stranded DNA binding.
CUGAGGAAGAGUGUGGCGUCUCCAGGUCUAUCUUCCCAGCAAUCAGAUAUAGAGCUCUUGACUAUGUUUGUGAGGCCUCUACCAGGCAGAAGUUGACGAUGCACCUGUUCGCCCUCCCAAUGCCCUACAACCUAGACAACAGUGACCUUUACCCCCACACUGGAAACCUCCCUGAGGUGACCUUCAGGAAACCGUGGAUUAGAGGGAAUGUAAUAUCAACCUGCAAACUGUCGGUCAGUGGAUCGGUGCUUGCUGACUUGGGAAUUAAUUGUCGACAAGCAAACUCAUUGGAAAAUCUGAAUGUGAAGGUGACCCAGGCAAAGGGGGCUGCUGUGGAUGUGAUACCGAGCUCCAAUCCCAACUCCCAGGUGCUGGACAGAGAUGUGGCCUACUGGCUCCUACGAGAGGCUACAGAACAGGGGGUUUCUGUCUGUCGUGAAGUCUUCAGCAAGAGCACAGAAGUGCUAAAGGGCCAGAGACUAAUCAACGAGGAUCUCCUCGUACCAGAAGAAGUUCUGUUUGUCGAUUGCUUGCCCCAGUUCAGGAUGCACCUGCCCACGCUGAGGGCCAAACUAGCCAGGCUCCGGACCCUCCCUGUGUCUGACCCUCUGCUCAGCCCCACAGGGGGCUGCCUCUCGGAGGACUCGAUGCUCCGGCAUUGUGCAAGUUAUGAGGUACCUCGUGAUGAAGAACCAGAGAGCACAGAGACAUUUUAUACCACUGAGGAAAUAUUCAGUAAAGAAAUAGCGUCGAUCAAAGAGUCUCUGCUGCUGCCUGUCGAGAUGGACCUCUGUACGUUCAAGACCGAAUAUGGCAUUUAUUUUCCAAACCCCCGCGAUGUACUGAAUGUUACUCAGGAGUUGAUGGAUGAUCGUAUCUCGUGGUUGGAUCUACAGUGUGCAGAUACGCAUCCGUCUGUGGAUCUAUCUCAGUUUGAAGUGCCAAACAGGCCGGACACUUCCUGUCCCUAUACACCCGAUCUCAGGUCACCAGGCUAUCUGAUGCUUCCUACGGAGUUAGAGAUGGACCUGCCUCUGACCCCAACUCCUAAGAUCAGCCUAUCCCAGAUGUGUCUGUCUCCUGCCAAGAUCCCGGCUGAGCAACUGUCUCCCGUCUAUAGGAAUUGUUUCGUGUCCGAGAGAGAGCAGGAGGCGAUGGAGAAGACUCUGUGGAUGGCAGAGAGACACACACAACUAGUUCUGGGUUUCCUGUUAACAGAACCUGUGUUGUCUGGACCUACCGUCCGCUUCCAGCCCCUGACACAGGCCUUGACACUGGUUACCACUGGCCAGUCGAGCUCUGUUGACAUGGAAACGGAUCCACCAGCACUGUCCGAAGGGCUGACUGGUUGCCAUGACUUCACGGAGAGCAUGAGCUCUGAGCCUGCUUGUGUUAUUGGUGCUUUGAGGGAUGAGAUGGAGGAUUUCACACCUUUGUCCCCCAGCCAAAUGGACUAUAUCCUGAAUGAGUCUAUUGACUAUUCCGCUCGUUCCGGGACAUCCAGCAAGGUCAAAGCCAAGUCCAUGGCGAAGACUCCGCCUCCUCUAACACCACAGCCUCACCAGGGGAGCCAAUCAGCUGCAGGCGGGAUCGCAGGAGGACGGGCCAUCUCCUCCAGCGACAACGAUAUGAACAAGGCUGUGUCUGAUUUCACUGCGCUCGUCUCCAAUGACAAAGCCAGUUCUGCAAAUACAGCUGGGAGUUCAGUCUGUGUUGGCCCUGCCUCCCAGGAGAAAUCCAACCAGCUAAUCAGACCUGGGAGAAGGGAUAACAUCCAGCCGAUUCAGGGUGCCAAAUCCCCCCGACUCACCCCCACCUGUAGGCUCACCCCCACCCCCACCCCUAGGCUCAUCCCGACCCCCACCCCCAGGCCCUGUGUGGGAGACCUCCACAGGAGUGUUCCUCGGACUGACCCUUCUGAGGGCCUGGACCCCCUGUCCAGCUUCAUGAUGCUCAGGUCCCUACAGAGAGCCCACGUCCCUGUGGUGCCUCCGAGCUGCUCCAGCCCCCCAGUUCCCAAGGCGAGCCAAACACCACAGCCACCUGUGAUGCAACAGAGGGUGAGCCCAGAUGCCAAGCCAGCCUAUGAGAGACCCGCAGUCACAGGAAGUGAAAUCAGAGUCCAGGAAACGACCAAUAAGAUAGCUGUCCCCGAUGACAGACACGACAGCAGAGUGAUCGAGGUUCAAGCCACAGAGAGCCAGUGGCGUGCGUUCAGCGAGCUGAGGACUCUGGCCCGAGUGUGCCUGUCCAGGGCUGGGGACCUGGGCCUCAACACAGCAGCCUUCCAGGACUUCCUCAGCCUGGCUCCGGACCACUCCCGCUUCCUCCUCAAGCAGCAGGAGAUGGAGCUCAGCCUGGGGCAGGACCACGACCGGGAGGAGAUGUAUAACCAGGCGGCUGUGAUCCAUGUCCUGGUGACGGUGAAGGAGCUGCUGCUUAAGUGUGACCUCGACACUGCUGUGGACUUCCUGUCCAGGGCCAGUGAGGCGUGUGUGGGCCAGGACCAGGGCCAGGGUCUGGGGCAGCUGGGCCGGAGGCUGCAGGUUCUCAUGUUCCUCAGCCAGAGGAACCAGGAACCUAACCCCAAGAUCCUGGAGAUGCAGGAGCACAUAACCGCCUGGUUACAGAACGGAAAGAGCCACAACCAGGCGUCCAAAGUUCUGGUUAUUGUAACAUCAGGGUCAGACUUUACUAAAGCCAUGAUCAUCGAAGGCCUAACCCAAGCCACAGGUCAGAGUGUAUCUGCCUUGUGUCCCGAGGAGGGCAGGAAGAAGCUGGAGAAAGACAGAGUCUUGAACAGCCUGCGCGGCAGCAUGUGUGUGGUGGUGUGCGGCCAGCACGUGGGUGCAGACUUCCCCUGGCAGAGCUUGUCUCUGGUGGUGGAGUACGACCACGCGGCCCCCACCCCCUGGGCGUCUGUCUGCCGCCAGAGGAACAUCUGCUACCUGACCUUCCGCACCAGCCUCCACAACACCAAUGCUGAUCCAGAGUCUUGGUCGCUGGAACAGAAGGUUCCCCAUACGGUGUUUGUGACAGAAGGCCUGCUGAACUGUCCCCUCCUCCUGCACCUGCUGGAGUCCACGUACAACAUGACCGUGCUGGAGAGGAGCCACUCCCAGUCGUUAGAGAGACUAGGAGGGACUCACCACUACGCAGUGGUCACUGUGGAUGAGAACACUGCCGUUGUCAUCCAGGAGCAGGAUGAGUUGUGUGGAGGGCGGGCCUGUGAGGGUGUGGUGUUGAGACUGACUGCUCUGUCUCUGCAGUACAGCUGCUGCUGGCUCCUAGUCCACUGUCCAGACAGCCAGGGAGGAGGGUUGACUAGUGAGGGCUUCAACAACCUAGUUUGGAUUUACUCCUCUCUGGUCCUGUUUGGCCUGAAGUCUGAAGAUCUGGAUGUUAAGGUCCUGAUCGUGCCAGAGAUGGAGGAUAUAGCCAGGUGGAUCUGCCAGAUAGCCUUCCUCACCCUGAUGUCCAGUAAAACGGACCCCUUUACCUACCUCAGUAGAGAAUGGCUGUCUGUGAUGCCCUCAGAGGAAGAGAAGUGUCUCCUGGCCUUCCCCUGUGUGAACCCCAUGGUGGGCCAGAUGAUGCUGAGCAGGGCCCCGUCCCUCCAGUGGCUCCUGGGGGCCCCUCUGCCCCAGCUACAGGAGCUGCUGCCUGAAGUCCCUCUCAAAGUCAUCAAGCUGUUCAGCGAAACCACAUCGCUGUACAAGCCGACCACCACCCCCUCCCCUCCAGAGUCUCGCCUCAACGUUCCUCAGACAGCACCCGGUACCCCCAACCCCCCCUGGAUAACCAGAGACCACCACCAGUCCCAACACCACCAGCCCCACCACCACCCACGAGCCCACCCUGGAUCCCUGGACUGCUUCCUCCCCAGCUCCCCCUGUGAUGGGAGCGUAGCAGGAGGGUUCCACCUGCACGACCCUGUCUCAACCACUGACGACCAUGCAGGUUUCCAGGUGGACUUGAGCCACCCCUUCGGCUCUGAGAGUUCCAGCGUCUGGCAGAGUUGGAGGAACGACAACCCCUGGGGGGAGGAGGAGGAGGAGGAGAAGAGCGACGGGGGGAGGACUCUGGGAGGAGGAAGAGAAGGAGAACACAACUGGAGGGGCGGACAACCUCCACACCAUGAGGUCUACGGAUCCCAGAGAGAACCAGCCCUCCCAGGCACCGCGAGCAACCCCUUCCAGCACGCCUCCUCCGGCUUCAGGCUUCAGGAGCCAGCCUGCUCCACCAGUCCCAGCUUCUCUUUCCCCCACGGCCACAGCGAGCACCAGCACCCAGGGAGCAGCCACUACCUCCCCAUGACCUCCCCCAGGAGGGCCAGGCCGUGGGCAGGCGCCGGGGAGAGUCCCUCCUACGUUGGUGGUCAGCGGCGAGGUGGCCUGGUGGGAUCCCCCGGAUACGGGAAUCAUUUCAGGACGGGCCAGGAGAGGAAGAGGAUGGCGGCCGGAGGAGGGAUGUUCAGUUCAGCGUUGACGCCCGUGAAGCGAGGCAAGCUCAGCUAUGAGAAGGUUCCGGGACGAAGCGAUGGCCAAACCAGACUGAGGUUUUUCUAGAUGGGACAUUACCACAGACAGGAGCAGAUUCAUGUAAAUGGGGUUCUUUAUUUAAACUAUUUAACCACACAUUGUUUUGUAAACAAAUAAUACAACAAGCUAUUUCAGGUUAAAUUAAGCUACUAUGCUCUCUAAGUGUGGUAGUUAUUGAUUGUA